AGGCAGUAGGCAGUGUGUGGAUGUUCUAUAUCAAACCUGCAGGUUUUGUCCCUUCAACUUGCAAUCCCCGAUUGGAGACAUUCUGACAGGAUACCGCCAGGAUGCCCCCCAAAAAAGGUGUGCCUGGCCAUUUCUGAUGUAAGGUCACCUAUUUUCUUCUUAGCUUCUGUCCUGGACAUUAAUUAUUAAGGUGCAAAAUUACAUUUCUCCUCAACUCUUUUAUGUUGCAAAUCCAAGUGGAGGGGAAAGAAGAUGAUACAGAUGCAAGCUCAAAGGAAGAGGAAGACAAACUACCUAGAAGAGAGAGCUUGAGACCAAAGAGGAAACGGACCAGAGACGUCAUCAAUGAGGAUGAUCCAGAACCAGAGCCAGAGGAUGAAGAAACAAGAAAGGCGAGAGAAAAAGAAAGGCGGAGGAGGCUGAGGAGAGGAGCGGAAGAAGAAGAAGAAAUUGAUGAAGAGGAAUUAGAACGAUUAAAAGCACUGCUAGAUGAGAACAGACAAAUGAUCGCUACUGUCAAAUGUAAACCUUGGAAAAUGGAGAAGAAAAUUGAAGUUCUCAAGGAAGCAAAGAAAUUUGUGAGUGAAAAUGAAGGAGCUCUUGGGAAAGGAAAAGGAAAGAAGUGGUUUGCAUUUAAGAUGAUGAUGGCCAAGAAAUGGGCAAAAUUCCUCCGUGAUUUUGAGAACUUCAAAGCUGCUUGUGUCCCAUGGGAAAACAAGAUCAAGGCAAUUGAAAGUCAGUUUGGUUCCUCAGUGGCCUCAUACUUCCUGUUCCUGAGGUGGAUGUAUGGCGUCAACAUGGUUCUCUUUAUAUUGACCUUCAGCCUCAUCAUGUUACCAGAGUACCUCUGGGGUUUACCAUAUGGCAGCUUACCUAGGAAAACAGUCCCAAGAGCUGAAGAGGCAUCUGCAGCAAACUUUGGUGUGCUGUACGACUUCAACGGCCUGGCACAGUACUCUGUCCUCUUUUAUGGCUAUUACGACAAUAAACGCACAAUCGGAUGGCUGAAUUUCCGGCUACCUCUUUCCUACUUCCUGGUGGGGAUUAUGUGCAUUGGAUACAGCUUUCUGGUUGUCCUCAAAGCGAUGACCAAAAACAUCGGUGAUGAUGGAGGUGGCGAUGACAACACUUUCAACUUCAGCUGGAAGGUGUUCUGUAGCUGGGACUAUCUGAUUGGUAACCCUGAAACAGCUGACAACAAAUUCAAUUCUAUCACGAUGAACUUUAAGGAAGCCAUCAUUGAAGAGAGAGCAGCCCAGGUGGAGGAGAACAUCCACCUCAUCAGAUUCCUGAGGUUUCUUGCUAACUUCUUCGUGUUCCUAACACUUGGUGCAAGUGGAUACCUCAUCUUUUGGGCUGUGAAGCGAUCCCAGGAAUUUGCCCAGCAAGAUCCUGACACCCUUGGGUGGUGGGAAAAGAAUGAAAUGAACAUGGUUAUGUCCCUCCUGGGGAUGUUCUGUCCUACGCUGUUUGACUUAUUUGCUGAACUGGAAGAUUACCAUCCUCUCAUCGCUCUGAAGUGGCUCCUGGGACGCAUUUUUGCUCUUCUUCUAGGCAACUUGUAUGUAUUCAUUCUCGCCUUGAUGGAUGAGAUUAACAACAAGAUUGAAGAGGAGAAGCUUGUGAAGGCCAAUAUUACCCUGUGGGAAGCCAACAUGAUUAAGGCUUACAAUGAAUCUCUCUCUGGGAACACGACAGGGCCACCCUUUUUCGUUCAUCCUGCAGAUGUACCCCGAGGUCCCUGCUGGGAAACAAUGGUGGGGCAGGAAUUCGUGCGUCUCACAGUUUCUGAUGUCCUGACCACUUAUGUCACGAUCCUCAUUGGUGACUUCCUCAGAGCAUGCUUCGUGAGGUUCUGCAACUACUGCUGGUGCUGGGAUUUAGAAUAUGGCUAUCCUUCAUAUACAGAAUUCGACAUCAGUGGCAACGUCCUCGCUCUGAUCUUCAACCAAGGCAUGAUCUGGAUGGGCUCCUUCUUUGCUCCUAGCCUCCCAGGCAUCAACAUCCUCCGACUCCACACAUCCAUGUAUUUCCAGUGUUGGGCUGUGAUGUGCUGCAAUGUUCCCGAGGCCAGGGUCUUCAAAGCUUCCAGAUCCAACAACUUCUACCUUGGGAUGCUGCUCCUCAUCCUCUUCCUGUCCACCAUGCCCGUUCUGUACAUGAUUGUCUCCCUCCCACCGUCUUUUGAUUGUGGGCCUUUCAGUGGUAAAAACAGAAUGUUUGAAGUCAUUGGUGAGACCCUGGAACACGAUUUCCCAAGCUGGAUGGCGAAGAUCCUGAGGCAGCUUUCUAACCCCGGCCUUGUCAUUGCUGUCAUUCUGGUGAUGGUUCUGACCAUCUACUAUCUCAAUGCUACUGCCAAGGGACAGAAAGCAGCAAACCUGGAUCUCAAAAAGAAGAUGAAACAGCAAGCUUUGGAGAACAAAAUGCGAAACAAGAAGAUGGCGGCCGCUCGAGCAGCUGCAGCUGCUGGUGGCCAGUAACUUUAUCAAAUGUCCUGGAGUGCCCAGAAGUACUCUUCAUGUCCAUCUUUUUGUGUGCUGAGCUAGGGUCAAUGGACGAGUGCCAGGGAACCGUUGCUCCAUGUUCUACCAUGCGUCAGCAAGGCCAUGACCAUCUAUCAAGGAAUCAUCAGCCCUUUUUGAGUGAGAAGAGUCUCACCAUGUUAUGUAUUUCUCCAGAUUCUGACACUUUCUCACUUCCCUGACACAUUCUCAAACAAAUGGAGUUUAAAUGUGGGUGAGACAUAGUGAUACGAAUUACUGGGUCUAAUUGACAGGAUAUUUUUAAAAAGUCAACAUUUCCUUAUAUAGACUUUUUCUUACACACUGGUUUAAUUUCUUAAAUUGGGAGGAGGGCUAUUAGGACAUCUUCUCCCCUCUGAAUUUGGAACUAUCUGUGUGCAGCAUUUGUUGUGGUCGUUCACUACUGUUUCAUGUGCACUGUCUUUCUUCUUAAUUCAUCAGGAUGGUAGAGUUGACUUUGUUCUCACCUACAUAAAAGUCACAUUCACAAAAUAUGAAUUUUAAGAGAAUUGCCUCACUUUUAAAAUACAAUAUUCUCACUCACAUCUUUUUUUUCUUCUGUCUUCCUACCCAAUGAGCCCAGUGAGCCCAACUCAUAUAUUUGCACCUGGAUUCAGUAUGAAAAGAAGGAGGCUUUUCAGGAGAAAUCCCACAUAUGAUUUGAGAGUCUCUGCAGUGCCCACUUAACAAUCAGUUUAUCACAGUGAGGACACAUGCAGUUCUUGGACUAACUGGAUCAUGAUGACUGUAAGGAAAGAAGGACUCAUAAACAACUGAUGGCCGGUCAGUGUCUCCUCAUCGAACCCUCAAUGAUAAUUUUUCCUGAACAACAUUGUUGUUGUCUACAUUUGUUUUUGCUUUUUUUUGUUGAGAUUAGGCCUUUAAUUGAAGCUUUAGAUUAUAGCAGUGUUUAAUCAUGUUUAUCUAAAGUGUAAGUUCACUGAAUGGUAGCACACAGCACCCUCCCUGUCUUGUGCUGUGACCUCAGUAGUAUCUUAUAACUCACAGCAUCUCCUUCUGGAGCUGAGCCAAACUCAAUUCCCUGAAGUUAAUGUCCUGAGUUUUGUUGCUUUUUAACUGACCCCUUCCUCUUUAAUCUUUUCUGGACCAUGGAAUGAUCCCACUGUUGUCUUGUCAAUUCCUUACUCCAUUCCUCCAAUUACUUUGUACAGAUUGGCACCUAGUUCCAAUCACUCUCCUAACAGGAUUCCUGAGAAUCUUGUAUCUGUAUCUUCAGGGUAGCAUCUGUAUAUUUUCUGUAAAAUUUCAUGGUUGUAAUUGAUUCUUACAUGCAUGGAUAAUCUUUCCUAUCUAGACUGUAGCUCUGUAUGAAGAUAGAUUGUAUCUUCUCAUCCUUUAUAUGUCUCAUACAGUGCUAGGCACAGUUGGGCACUGCAUAAAUGCUUCUUAAUUAAAUUGAAUCAAUUUGACUUAUAGCAGUUGAGACAAAACUUGUGUUCGAUGCGUGGAAAAUGUUCUGUGAUGUACGAAAUGGAUUAACUGCUGCCUGGCUUUUGUUAUCAUUAGACUGUAAUGCAGAUGAGUAAAUAAAAGAGCAUUGAUU
Messenger RNA from Rattus norvegicus (Norway rat), 4089 nucleotides. Lineage: Eukaryota; Metazoa; Chordata; Mammalia; Rodentia; Muridae. The record is from RefSeq.